CCAGAUUAGUACGCCACCUUAGGUAACCAUAGUGACCACAGGUGGCGUUCUACACUAGUUAGUGUGUUAGUAUGCGUGAUUGGACUCAUGGAGUUUUCACGGUCGCGUCACGGCGGAGUCUCUUCCCAUAAACCAGGAGGAGAAAGCGGCUCGGGAGAAGAACCCAACCAUCUGUGGAUCUCACAGGAACCCGGAGAAGGCAUGAGAUAUCCUGCUCUUCUUCAUUUCUGCUCUGCUUAAAGCCUUUGUGUUGCCAUUUUGUCCAGACGCGGUGUUUCUCUGAUUUCGGGACUCCGGAGCAACGCGAAUCGUGAGUCAUGGGACAGUAUUUUUACACAGCAAAGCCUAGACAUGCUGCAGUUAUAGCCAUGAAAGGACUCUACCUUCCAUCAUAACUCCUUUUAUUUAGAAUGCUGACAACCUGAUGGAUGCCACGAAAGAUCUGAGCCCACCAAGACCACUUACCCAAGUUCUCCAUCACCCUACUCCUUCUACCUAUAAAUACAAGUAGAUCCCUUACCCCUCUGAGUGACCCUUGUCUCUGGGAAGUAUGCCUGGAUGGAGGGCCCAGUGUCAUCUGGUGCUGCUCAACCUGCUGUCCUGUGGCCUGGAGAUAUGUGUGGCAGCUGGCAUCACCUAUGUGCCACCACUGUUACUGGAGGCUGGCAUAGAAGAGAAGUUCAUGACCAUGGUUUUAGGUAUUGGUCCAGUUCUGGGACUCAUCUUCAUCCCUCUAAUCGGUUCAGCCAGUGACCGCUGUAGCAGUAGCUAUGGACGCAGACGUCCCUUCAUCUGGCUGCUUUCGCUGGGUGUGCUCGUGGCCAUGCUUAUCAUCCCUCACGCUGAUGUCCUGGCUGCCCACCUCAGCUGGGGUGGCAGUCCCGAUCCUAACCAGCCACUCCAGGUGGGUCUGCUAAUCUUGGGCGUAGUGCUGCUGGACUUCUGUGGCCAGGUGUGCUUCACGCCACUGGAGGCACUACUCUCAGACCUGUACGGUGGACGUGAGGAGUGUGCCCGUGCCUUUGCUACGUUCUCCUUUAUGACGAGUCUGGGCUCGUGCAUAGGGUAUCUCCUGUCUUUGCUCGACUGGAGCUCUGGUCCACUUGCCCAAUACCUGGGUGGCCAAGCUAAGGGACUCUUCACUUUCCUUAUUCUCAUUUUCGUCUUCUGUGUGCUGGUCACCAUGAAGGCAUCAGAGGAGAAAGAGGAUUCCGAGACCUGGGCUGGAUGCCUCUCUAUGUGCUAUAUGCCCCGGAGACGCUUUAAGAUCUGCCUUCCAAGGGCAGGUUCUUUAAUAUGUGUACUCAGGACCUGCUGGUCAGUUACACCUGCAAUCUUCAGAAGCUACUGCCAUGUGCCAUAUGUCAUGAGGCGCCUUUGCGCUGCCCAGCUAAGCAGCUGGAUGGCCAUUGUGAGCUUCAUGCUUUUCUACACAGAUUUUGUCGGAGAGGGACUUUACCAAGGAGUGCCAAGUGCUGCACCGGGCACAGUGCCUAGGCAGCAAUAUGAUGAAGGCAUCCGUAUGGGCAGUCUGGGGCUGUUCCUGCAGUGUGCUACCUCAACUUUUUUCUCACUAAUCAUGAACCGGCUGGUGUGUACGUUCGGCUCCAGGAAGGUCUUCCUGUUCAGCAUGGUAUCAUUUACCCUCUCGGCAGUCGUCAUCUGCAUGUCCAAGAGUGUGAUGUUGGUCACAGGGAUGUCAGCCCUUACCGGCUUUGCCUUCGCCACCUUACAGACUCUACCAUACACACUCACCUGCCACUAUCACCAAGAUAAGGAGGUAUAUAUGCCAACCAACAAAACCAAAAAAACACACACAAACAGGAUGAACAUCCCCAACGAAACCAUGCGCCUCACUCUGACCGAAGACGCGAGUGAUCUGAAUCAUAACGGACACACCCACUACGACCAAGACGAUGUGGAAUUUUACGCUCCUCAGCAGGGUCAGAAUGGUACGCACCUCGAUCACAGAUCAGAUGAUUAUGACAAACGUGGCGUGGGCUUGGAUUUUGCCAUUCUUGAUAGCACCUUCUUGCUCUCUCAGGUCUUCCCUUCUCUGUUCAUGGGCAUGAUUGUCCAGUUCACACAAUCCGUCACUGCCUACAUUGCUUCUUCUGCUAUUUUCGGUGCAAUCAGUGUAUAUUUUGCUACACGUGUCAUCUUUGAACAGAAGGAUCUUGAACACUUGUAGAAAACCCUACAUUUGUGAGACCAGGGUGCCUUUUAAGGCUUCUCUCCAGAAAGGUAAACAGCUUCUUGUGACACAGAUUUAGACUUCAAGCUACUAGAACGCCAAAAACCCAGACUUAAAAAAGAAAAACUGCAAUAAAUCUGUAGUCAUUCAGCAUGAUGACCUGCUGUUCUUUCUCAUGUCUGCUCACACAAUAACAUCCUGCCUGUCUCAACAUCCUUCCUGUCAGUCAUUCUCACCACUUGCUAGCCCAGUCCAGGAAACCAAGUGUUCUAAGUUAAUUCGUUAAUAUUUAAAGUUAAUUAAUGUUAAUAUUUCUUUUAAAUUUUUUUUCUUUGCACUAACGACAUGUCUUAUCAUCACAGUCAUCGUUGUGAUGAAAAGCCUCUAUGGCUUUACAUCACUGUGAGGAUGACUUCACACUCACCGCUCUUUUUGUUUUUUUGUUCACUUCUGUCUCACACCCAAAAAAAAAAAAAAAACACAACUCGGACCAACGAUUGCAUCAGAGAGAUGCGAUGUGUGAUGCAAUGCCUUUAUGUAAUGUAAAGAUUUUGAAAAAUAACUAUUUUGCUGUAUAUAUUUUUGUACAUUAAUAAUAUAUAGAUACACAAAUGUAUUUAUAUCCCUAUGGGAAUUUUUGGAUGCAACAUGCUUGCCGAGGUCAUCUGUAUUUAUGUUCUGUUGCUGGCGUCACAGGAACAUUAUGUAGUUCAUGGAAGAGUGUUUAGUAACCAGCACUAACGGUCAAAAUAAGGCAGAAGCUAAAAAAAAAAAAAAAAGACAAUCUAGAUUAUUUUUGUACAGGGAUUAUACUACCUACAUGAUACUGUAGAAACAUUUUGUGCCACAAAUCUUCAUUUUUAUCAUCAUCCUUAUCAUCAUCAUCAUGAAUAUGAUUCUACAGCAGGGAAUUCCGAAUUGGAAUUAGGUUGGGACAUGAAUUUAUAAAAAAAGACAGCGUGUGGAUGAAAGUGUAUGACUUCAAGUGAGUGAGUGUGUGUGUGUGUGUGUCCGUGAGAGUUUGUCCACAAGAGAGUGUGUGAGUGUGUGUGCAUGAGGGAUUGUAUGAAAGGAUUUGUAUGGAAUGUACUGUAUGCAUGAGAGCAUGUGUGAGUUUAUGAGAAAUUGUGAGUAUAUGCGUGUGUGUGUGUGUUUGUGUGUGUGUCCAAGAGAAGGUGUGUGUGUGUGUGUGUGUGUGUGUGUGCUGUGUCAAGAGUGUAUGUGUAAGAGUCUCUCAGGACAGACCUGUGUGCAUUCUGUCUACUGGUAUAUUGUAUCUAGUAAAACGUUUGUUGAGUGUAUUUACAUUAAACAGCCAUAAAUUAUUUAAAAUAAAUGAUUAUUGAGUUAGAUUUUAAUUUAUUACGUCUGCUGUUAGCAAUUAUAUGUCAAAUUAAUUCAAUAAUUAAAUACACUCAUGGAUUCAAAAUAUGACUCAUUUUGCAGCCUGUUACGGUUUGGUUGGUAAUGUGACAUUACAUUGUUGUUGUUGAUGUUUUUUUUUUUUUUUUUAUAUUAUCUAAUACACUGCCAGUCAAAAGUUUGUGCACCCCUUCUUACUCGUUGCCACUUUCAUACAGUAACAAUGAAAAGAUUAGGACUGGUCAAAUAAACACAAAAUUUCAUACGGCCCUAAAAAAAAGUGAUUGUAAAAAAGUGAUUGUGAUGGAGCUUUAAAAACACUCGGUGUCUUCUAAAGCAGAUUUAGGAGAAGCUUCACCCAGGAGAUUCCUGAAUACUCAGAGAUCUUCACUGCUUCUACAUGAAAACUUUUUGUUUGGGUAAAAAAGGAUUCAAUUUAGCCGAGCGUCUAGACGUUUGACUGGUAGAGUACUGUACAUCGUAUGCUUCUACACUUACUGUCAUUGAACGAAAUCCCUUUAAGAACAUUGAUCCUUUCUAUUGAUUUUGAUGAACUUAAUAUUGUAUAAAUUGCCUUUGAGAAACAUUUAAAGAACAUCCUGUCCUUUCGGCUAGAAUGACUCGACUUAAAGUGCCUAAACUUAUGUAUUAGGUGUAUGGAAAAUGAGCCUGUUGUUGCUUUUGUGUCUUUGCUGUGUGAGUCAGGAAUGUCUGGAAGACAAGUUUGCUUUACAUCGAAGUAAAAAAUAGAUUCUGUUUAUUUCUAUGAAUAUGCCUUCAUCCUGACUCAGAGCUGUGUGUACAGUGGACUUAAAGUCUGAAGCUCACGGUAUAAAUUGGGUUAUGCCUUUCCCCAAACCACAAAUCAGUGUUUACUUUUCAAAAUGUUACUGGAUUUGUGCUUCACGGAGUUUCUCGGCAAUGUGCAGCUUUAUUAACUCAAUCCCAGUUCCUGAUAUGUGUCUAGUCAGGUGGGAAUUUUAUAACCACUAUAUUUGCCCAACAGACGUCUUUGGAGUUCGCAUCACAUUUUAAUAGUUGAAGUGCAUUAUAUUAAAAUAUAUUGUAACAAAUCUCA
Molecule: messenger RNA, 4634 nt
Organism: Tachysurus vachellii
Lineage: Eukaryota; Metazoa; Chordata; Actinopteri; Siluriformes; Bagridae
Product: solute carrier family 45 member 3
Exons: 6
Coding region: 551-2191 (546 amino acids)
Biological process (GO): transmembrane transport
Cellular component (GO): membrane
Molecular function (GO): sucrose:proton symporter activity
Source: RefSeq, a predicted model, not a curated record